AUGUAUAAACCCACACCGUAUGCCCUCAACAUCAAAUGGCAUAGAGAACAGCUCGAGCUUGUACACAAGAAGUGUGACUCUGCCCCAACAGAGACGUCCACGUUUGUGUCGGAAGAAACCGCCCCAGUGACUACGGCAGAGGUCUCGAAAGCUUCUCCCGAGGCCAGCAGCGAAGAAGAAUCUGGCUUACUCACCGAGUCUCCGGAGCAGACUACAUCAUCUGAACCGACCGUAUCGUCGACAGCCAAUGCAGCUGCUAAGACCAAUCUGAGGCAAAUGUUUUGGUCUUGGUCUCUGGUUCUUCUCUUAUCAAUGAACCUCUAUGUCUAG
Molecule: messenger RNA, 330 nt
Organism: Fusarium sp. VM40
Lineage: Eukaryota; Fungi; Ascomycota; Sordariomycetes; Hypocreales; Nectriaceae
Source: the annotation of a GenBank genome assembly